UAUAAAUAUAUCUAAAAAUUACUGUGCAGCGCAGGAGUAUUACACUGAUUGUUUACCAAAGGGAAUGGCCAUGGCCUCUGAGACAAACCGUUGCAAACAUGGAGGGUUCAGUGCCAAAUCCGUUGGACUGAAAACCAAUUGAACCAAUGUUUACUGCAAACAUACAAGAAAAUGUCUUCAAUGCUCGGAUUUACUCUCAUCAGCAUCUCAUCGGAGGAAGAUCGGAGGUCUUCCAAUGAUCCGGCGGGGCAUGACGGAAAGCCCUGCUCCCGAACAAGAAAAACCCGAGCGCGUGACCCGCAACAGCAACCAGAAACGUGCCGGCGUUGAAGCUCAUCACCGCCAGCAUCACCAUGUAGGCCAACCCGACCCGAACCGCGUGCAUAGCCGUCUGAGCAAUCCCGGCGGCGACGUGGUUGGAGCUUUCUUUGAGAAGCUUGCAAUUGGAGAGCCACUCGACGAAGACGGCGAGCACGAAGACAAACAAAAGGGCCAGCAAGUACAUGCCCAGAUUGUCGUAUCCGGGCCAACCCGGGAACAGGAUCUCGGUGUUCUUCCCCCAGAAGAAGGUCAUGUGCAUCAUCAUGUGGUGGGGGCGCAUCGCCGGCAUUCCUCCGCCCGCCGCCGUGCCGUUUGUCAUAUUCAUAGCUCCGGCAGCCCCGGUGUGAUUCAUGUUCAUAACUACUCUGCAGUAUGAUUUGAUAAAUCUCUAUAUUUUGGUUUUGGGAGAUGUAUAUAUUAUUAGAGCAGAAAUAGGCAGAGAUUAUUACGUAUAAAUGGUUUACUAAAUCUAGAGUUAUUUUGUUUGGUGAUAUGUAGUACAAAUUUUUCUAAUGUGUGUAGUACAUGAUGAGAAUUGUACAACUACGUAACAGAGGAGAAAUUAUCAGUGAAUAUCGGUAUAAUUAG
Oldenlandia corymbosa var. corymbosa is the source of this 909-nucleotide messenger RNA. The record is from the annotation of a GenBank genome assembly. NCBI's taxonomy places the organism in Eukaryota, Viridiplantae, Streptophyta, Magnoliopsida, Gentianales, Rubiaceae.